This is a messenger RNA of Sinocyclocheilus rhinocerous, 992 nucleotides long. RefSeq names its product melanocortin receptor 4. Lineage: Eukaryota; Metazoa; Chordata; Actinopteri; Cypriniformes; Cyprinidae. Gene Ontology annotation, molecular function: melanocortin receptor activity. The record is from RefSeq and is a predicted model, not a curated record. Gene Ontology annotation, biological process: G protein-coupled receptor signaling pathway. Gene Ontology annotation, cellular component: membrane. Bases 12 to 992 code for a protein of 326 amino acids. The transcript has a single exon.
UAUUCAGGGAAAUGAACACCUCACAUCAUCAUGGACUGCAUCAUUCAUACCGAAAUCACAGCCAGGGAGCUUUGCCAGUGGGAAAGCCUGUUCAAGGUGAGAGAGGAUCAGCCUCUGGAUGCUAUGAGCAGCUCCUCAUCUCCACAGAGGUCUUCCUCACACUCGGGCUCGUCAGUCUCCUGGAGAACAUUCUGGUGAUUGCUGCUAUUAUCAAGAACAAGAACCUUCAUUCUCCCAUGUACUUCUUUAUCUGCAGUUUAGCCGUAGCAGACUUGUUGGUCAGUGUCUCCAAUGCCUCAGAAACGGUAGUGAUGGCACUCAUCACGGGGGGCAACCUGACCAAUCGCGAGAGCAUCAUCAAGAACAUGGACAACAUUUUUGACUCGAUGAUCUGCAGCUCGCUGUUGGCCUCCAUUUGGAGUUUGUUGGCCAUUGCAGUGGACCGCUACAUCACGAUUUUCUACGCCUUGCGCUACCACAACAUCAUGACCCAACGGCGGGCGGGCACCAUCAUCACCUGCAUCUGGACCUUCUGCAUGGUCUCUGGCGUGCUCUUUAUUGUGUACUCGGAGAGCACCACCGUUCUCAUCUGCCUUAUCAGCAUGUUCUUCACCAUGCUGGCGCUUAUGGCCUCGCUCUACGUCCACAUGUUUCUUCUAGCCCGGCUGCACAUGAAGCGCAUUGCCGCCCUCCCUGGCAACGGCCCUAUCUGGCAGGCGGCAAAUAUGAAAGGGGCCAUCACAAUCACUAUCCUGCUGGGAGUAUUUGUGGUGUGCUGGGCUCCCUUUUUCUUGCACCUCAUCCUCAUGAUAUCUUGCCCCCGGAACCCCUAUUGCAUCUGCUUCAUGUCCCACUUCAACAUGUAUCUGAUCCUCAUUAUGUGCAACUCGGUCAUAGACCCUCUCAUCUAUGCCUUCAGGAGCCAAGAGAUGAGGAAAACCUUCAAGGAGAUCUGCUGCUGCUGGUAUGGACUGACCUCUCUGUGUGUAUAA